AUGAGGCAGAAAAAGAAAUCAAAAGGCGUGUGUUGUUGGUCUAUGCUAGCGUUGGUUGUGUUGGCAAUUGUAGCUGUAAUUUUACUGGUUGUGAUGGUCAAAACAGAUGAAGGGUCUGGCUCUCCAGGCGCCCCCGUAAAGAAAUACGCUGAUGCUCUUAAACUUGCAAUGCAGUUUUUCGACGUACAGAAAUCUGGGAAGUUGGAGAAGAAUCAGAUAGAUUGGAGAGGGGACUCGGGAUUGAAAGAUGGAAGUGAAGCAAAACUUGAUCUUUCAAAGGGAAUGUAUGAUGCCGGCGACCAUAUGAAGUUCGGAUUUCCGAUGGCUUUCACUGCCACCGUGCUGUCAUGGGCCAUUCUCGAGUAUGGGGAUCAAAUGCAGGUUGUUGAUCAGUUAGAACCUGCUCGCAGCUCGCUGAAGUGGAUUACCGACUACCUCAUAAAUGCUCAUCCUUCAGAGAACGUCUUGUAUAUUCAGGUAGGUAAUCCUAAACUAGACCAUAGUUGUUGGAACAGACCAGAGGACAUGACGGAGAAAAGGCCUCUUAGACAAGUCAAUACCUCUGCUCCAGGAACUGAGGUUGCUGCAGAAACAGCAGCAGCUCUGGCAUCAGCAUCUCUCGUCUUCAAGUCUGUCGAUUCUACAUAUGCAAGUUCACUUCUCAAGCAUGCCAAGCAAUUGUUUGCGUUUGCUGAUAAAUACAGAAAAUCUUAUAGCAUCAGCAUUCCUGAAGUCCAAAGUUUCUACAAUUCUACCGGCUAUGGGGACGAGCUCUUGUGGGCAGCUGGCUGGCUGUAUCAUGCAACAGGGGAGAAUUCGUAUUUUCAGUUUGCAACGGGAAAAACAGCCGAAACCUUUGGUAAUUGGGGAAACCCCACAUGGUUUAGCUGGGAUAACAAGCUAGCUGGAGCUCAGGUGCUGCUGUCAAGAGUAAGCUUCUUUGGGUCGAAAGAUGUCUCAAACAAUGAUGUUCUUGGAAAAUAUAGGGAGACAGCAGAAGCUGUCAUGUGUGGUUUCUUACCAAAAUCUCCGACUGCCACUGAGAGUAGAACUGAGAAUGGUUUAAUAUGGGUAAGCGAAUGGAACGCUUUGCAGCAAUCAGUAUCAUCAGCCUUUUUAGCUGUCGUUUAUAGCGAUUACAUGCUUACUUCUCGAACUGCACAUAUAUCGUGUAGUGGAAGCACUUUUAAGCCCUCAGAUCUCCGAGAUUUUGCAAUCACACAGGCAAACUAUGUGUUAGGUGACAACCCUAUGCAGUUGAGUUAUAUUGUGGGCUAUGGCGAUAACUACCCACAACAAGUCCAUCACAGAGGAGCAUCUAUUCCAGCUGACGAAAACCCUUCAUGUAAAGAUGGUUUCAAGUGGCUUGAGGCGGAUACACCUAAUCCCAAUAUAGCAACCGGAGCACUUGUAGGCGGACCAUUCCUUAAUGAAACGUACAUAGAUGUUAGAAACAACUCGAUGCAAGGCGAGCCAAGCACGUAUAAUAGUGCACUCCUCGUUGGGCUUCUUUCUGGUCUAGUGACCACGUCGUCUGUCGUGCAAUCAUUCGCAUAAGGUUCCGUUUCGAAUCACAUGUUAACCGAUGGUGCGUAUAGGCCUCAAGUAUGUAUUGUGGCAGUAUUGUGCUGAUAUAUCCAAACCAAGUGCGGCCAUAAUAUAAUUUUUGC
This is a messenger RNA of Sesamum indicum (sesame), 1670 nucleotides long. RefSeq names its product glycosyl hydrolase 9B7 (gene GH9B7). The record is from RefSeq and is a predicted model, not a curated record. Lineage: Eukaryota; Viridiplantae; Streptophyta; Magnoliopsida; Lamiales; Pedaliaceae. Gene Ontology annotation, molecular function: hydrolase activity, hydrolyzing O-glycosyl compounds. Gene Ontology annotation, biological process: carbohydrate metabolic process.